Molecule: messenger RNA, 543 nt
Organism: Protopolystoma xenopodis
Lineage: Eukaryota; Metazoa; Platyhelminthes; Monogenea; Polystomatidea; Polystomatidae
Source: the annotation of a GenBank genome assembly
AUGGUCGUAAGAAUGGCAAUACUCACUGACGAUGCCGAUUAUGAUGCCGGAGAAACGUCUGUGAAUGUACCACGUCCACGGUCCUACUCUGGAAAUGAUGAUGCAUACAAUGGACUCCGGAAGCAUUCCUCUAAGUCUUCCUACCAACAUGACCAAACGAAUACACCAGCCUAUCUGCCUCGGCUCCCCAUCCCUCUUCUCGUACCCGUACCCGUACCCGUUCCCAUUCCAGUUCCCGUACCCAUUCCCGUUCUCGUUCUCGUUCUCGUCGCGUCCUCCUUCCUGCCCCCGUCCCAGUUCCUGUUCCCUUCCCACUGCCUUCGCGACCGAGUUGUCUGCUGUCGCAUACACACGUGGCAGACAGUCCCACGAAUCUCCGUCCACACGUCGAAAAAACCGACAGGUGAUGUCGGCCAAAAUGAGCUGUGUGUUAUUCAAACAAGGACUAAAAGAGCUGAAACAGAGUGGAUUUCAUUCGUUCACAACGGGGAGUUGAGAGUGGAACCAAGACAGGGUGGGGAUGGGAGUGGGGAGUGGGGAUAG